CUCUUUGUUUUCCUUUUAGAGCAGCGCAAUAAAGCCGGUUUUGUCACGUGCAAGAACAUUAAGAGUCACUUAAAAUAAAAGGCAACCCAAAGCCAAACAUUGCACUGUGUGUUCGAUUUUGUUAUUCGGGGACAAUUGGUGUGACCCAACUAACUGUUCUACGUGGAUAUUGAUUUCCGCGGCAACUCUCCCACAACGAAAAUACGACAUACCAACAGUGACGAAACGAGCUGACGUUGAAUAAAUAAAUAUAUAAAUAGGCAAUAGGAGCUCAACCUGCGUACGUACCAUAACCAAAGAGGCUCAAAGAGUUCCAAGGAUAAGCGGUUGCCUUGGUCCUAAACCCAUUAAGUCUCCAUAUCCAUAGCCAGCUAGAACGAAACACAACUUUAGCCAAAUGAUUACCAAUAGUCUGUUAGGACGAACAAUACUCAACGAAGGACGUUCCAAUAAACGUAGCCUCGUCUUUCUGCUCGUUGGACUUGUGGUUGGCUUCUAUCUGGGAGAGAUUUAUGCCUACUCUUCCAUGCGAGAAUGUGCAGAAUGUGCAGAAUUUAUGCCUUACAAUGGUCAUCGUUUUGGCGAUGUCAACGAUGCCUAUCACAGUCAGAACAUGAUUGAGCAAGCGGGUCCAGAGAAGGACUUUCACGGCAACAGCAGCGUUUCGGAUAAACUAUACAGUGAUGUUCGAGUUCUCUGCUGGAUCAUGACAAGUCCGAGUAACCAUCAGAAGAAGGCACGGCAUGUGAAACGCACCUGGGGCAAGCGUUGCAAUAAACUCCUCUUCAUGAGCUCAGCCAAGGAUGAGGAACUGGAUGCCAUAGCGUUACCCAUUGGGGAAGGACGCGACAACUUGUGGGGCAAGACAAAGGAGGCAUACAAAUACAUCUACGAACACCACAUCAAUGAUGCGGAUUGGUUUCUCAAGGCAGACGAUGACACAUACACGAUUGUUGAGAAUUUGCGCUAUAUGCUAUAUCCCUACAGUCCCGAGACGCCCGUCUACUUUGGUUGCAAAUUUAAGCCCGAAGUAAAGCAAGGUUACAUGUCUGGAGGAGCUGGUUAUGUGCUCAGUCGGGAGGCAGUGCGUCGCUUUGUGGUGGAGGCUCUGCCCGACCCAAAACUGUGCAAAAGUGACAACUCUGGGGCUGAGGAUGUGGAAAUUGGCAAGUGCUUAGCAAAUGUUAAAGUUCUGGCGGGCGAUUCAAGGGAUGCCAAAGGUCGCGGUCGAUUCUUCCCCUUUUUACCGGAGCAUCAUUUAAUACCAUCACGUCCUGACGAGAAGUUUUGGUACUGGCGAUACAUCUACUACAAGACGAACGAGGGUCUGGAUUGCUGCUCGGAUAAUGCCAUAUCAUUCCAUUAUGUCACCCCCAAUAAAAUGUAUGUGCUGGACUAUUUGAUAUAUCAUCUGAGGCCAUAUGGCAUCAUCAAUACGCCAGACAUCCUACCAAAUAAGUUGGCGGUGAGCGAAUUAAUGCCGGCGCCCAAGGAAACACAGGAAUCAAGCAUUGUCCAACAGAAGAAAAAUGAGUCACAGUGAUUAUAGGUACAUAAAUACUUGUAUAUCGAUAUAGACAUCAAUUAAAAUAGAUCAGACAUAUUUUUGCAUGCUUAGAAUUUACAUUUAUCGACGUCUCAUCUGUUAGUUCAAGUCACUCAGGAAUUUGUUUAAGGUGUUUUUACUGCCAACUUAAAUCAAUAAAAUAUUUGUGUUGUUUCUUUAGUUUGUAAUACUACAUCUUAAGUAUCAGCAGAUAAAUAUUAAAUACGUAUUCUAGCCUAUUUAGUAAGCAAUUAAAUGAAAAUUAAAUAUAAUGACAUAAUGAUUUCGAUAACCAUUAUUGGUAAUGAGUGUACAAAAAUUUAUUUGCUUUGUUUUCACUAAAUAAACAUUGUUAAAAUCUGGAACAACAAAAA
Molecule: messenger RNA, 1920 nt
Organism: Drosophila innubila
Lineage: Eukaryota; Metazoa; Arthropoda; Insecta; Diptera; Drosophilidae
Product: glycoprotein-N-acetylgalactosamine 3-beta-galactosyltransferase 1-like
Exons: 2
Coding region: 398-1543 (381 amino acids)
Cellular component (GO): membrane
Molecular function (GO): N-acetylgalactosaminide beta-1,3-galactosyltransferase activity
Source: RefSeq, a predicted model, not a curated record